This is a messenger RNA of Durio zibethinus, 1436 nucleotides long. The record is from RefSeq and is a predicted model, not a curated record. NCBI's taxonomy places the organism in Eukaryota, Viridiplantae, Streptophyta, Magnoliopsida, Malvales, Malvaceae.
GACUAGAGAGAACAGGAUUCUAGGCCAACAUCUUCAAUAUUCUAUUCAUAGAUUGUUUGUGUUGUAAAUAUUAAAAUCAUCUAGCAAAUAGUGGCACAGGAGAGGAUAUGCUGGGAAGUCAAAUGCGGAGAAGGAAACCCAGAAUUCUAUGCCUCCAUGGAUUCAGAACAAGCGGUGAAAUCUUGAAGAAAAUGAUGGGAAAAUGGCCUGAUGCCGUGCUUGAAAAGUUUGAUUUUGAUUUUCCUGACGCCCCAUCUCCUGCCAAGGGAAAAUCUGAUAUUGAAGGCCUUUAUGAUCCUCCCUAUUAUGAAUGGUAUCAAGUCAACAAGGUUGAGUGUUUCAAUUUUGAGGAGUGUAUUGCAUAUAUAGAAGAUCAUAUGAUUAAGCAUGGUCCCUUUGAUGGUCUACUGGGUUUUUCCCAGGGCGGAAUGCUAGCAUCUGUAUUGCCUUGGAUGCAAAGAGAGGGUGUUGCCUUCACAAAAGUGCCAAAGAUAAAGUUUGUGGUCGUAAUAUCAGGGUUUGCACUUCGAGAAUUGAAGUCUGGGCCACCUAAGUUGCUUGUUAAUGCAUUUUCAGCUCCAGUUGAGUGCCCAUCUCUUCACAUGAUUGGUAGCGAGUUAGAGCAUCUGCAGUGCCAGAGAUGCAAGCAGAGGUUCACUUUCUAUUUCCCCACCAAAAACUUUUCCACCUUGAUUAUCAACACCAAUAGUGCCUUAAAUCUAUCUGAUUGUGCAAAAACAAUUUGAAGUAUAAGAACAUGAACUGAUAUAAUAAAUUUUUUCUGAUGGAAGGAAGAAGGCUUCAUUCCAAUUUAAAUCUUUUAUAAAAUUGGAAAUAAACUGCCUGAGAUCUCAGCAAGCAUGGAUGGAAUUCAUGGAUGUAUGCAAGAAUAAACAUGUGCUGGAAUUCAAUGGCAGAUUAAUUGAUUCUAACUAGUGGAUAAGAACAAGUUGCCAGUUGCCCCAUGAUAAUGUGGACGGCCAAAUUUUAUGUAGCUAUUACGUGAGAAAACAACAUUCUAUGCCAACAUUUUCAAUUCGAUGAACAAAUGGAAGGAAAGAAGAGGGAAUUCUGGAAAGUGAAAUGCGGAGGAAACCCAGAAUUUUGUGUCUUCAUGGAUUCAGAAAAAGUGGUGAAAUCCUGAAGAAAAUGAUCGGAAAAUGGCCAGUUGCUGUGCUCGAAGAUUUUGAUUUUGAUUUUCCUGACCCCCCUCCCCGCAGGAAAAUCUCACAUUUAUGGCCUUUUCGACAUUCGUUGUGAAUGGUAUCGAUUAACAUACAAUCAUUUGCUUAUUUUCUUUGUCUUUAAUUCUUUUAUACAUUUUUCGCUUCAAUAAUUAUAGAAAAUUUUGGAGUUUUGGAACUUUGAAGACUGCCUUUCAUACAUUGAAAAUUUAUACAAACGAUAAAAACUAUCCCUUCCUUGUAAUAAAGAGU